ACUGCAGGAGAGGAGGCUGGAGGUCCAGGACUGAACUUGUAGGACCUUGGGUAGUCAGAACAGCGUCACCUGCCAAACUGGAUGAAUAUUACAGUGCAGGACUUGAAGAUUUAGAAAUUAAUUCUACCCAAAAUACUACUUUCUAACAAAUUAGUUAUAUUAGAGAAGAUUUAUUCAACCCAAAAUGCUACUUCCUGUACAAGUACUUUAUAGUUUCAAAGGUUUAUUCCAGUCAAAAUCGUACUAACAAAUUAGUUUUUUUAAGGUUCAUUCUACCCAAAAUACGACUUAUAGUCUUGUUUUAUUCAAGCAAAAUGUUACUUUCUACCAAGUUACAGUUUUGAAGGUUUAUUUCACCUGAAUUGUACUUUUUUCCCCUUUAAACAAGCUGUAGCGACUUAAACCAACAAGAGUCGCUGAGAGACUGAUACUGGGCCUGUUUGUCUGACGCGCUAAACAAAAGAAUCCACUGAGAUCUCUAAAUAAUAAAUUUGACCUUUUAUUCAAGAAAAAAGAUAACCAGCUCAUGAUAACGUGCACAAAGUUAUAAAGAAAAAUACCGAAAAUAGCGGUCAACAAAAAAUACGGCGACCCAGCCCACCCCCUCUCAAACAAAGAAAAAAGUCAAGACAGGUGAACAGGUGAAUAUAGUUGCUUGAUUAUCCCUGCCCAUAUGCGGGUACUGUUAUCAGGCUAGUGCAAGAAGAAGCCUUUGCUGAAGACAUCAGAAAACUCAAGCUUCACAAUGGAAACACCUUAAAAAGACAAAAUAAACUGAGACAGUUGAACGCUUUCCUGGACAACAACAAUGUCCUGAGGGUGGGAUGACGACUGUCUCAGUCAGCUUUACACUACAAUAUAAAGCACCCAGCAAUACUUCCAAAGAAGUCUCAUGUGUCAGCCCUGCUAGUUAAACAUCAUCAUGAGCGAGUAUAUCACCAAGGAAGAGGCAUGACCAUGAACGAGUUACGAGCAAAUGGAAUAUGGAUCAUUGGAUGUGGAAGCGUUGUGUCCUCACACAUCUACAAGUGCCUAAAAUGUAGGAGAUACAGAAGAACCACUGAGGUUCAACGAAUGGCAGAUUUGCCAGAAGUAAGGACUGAAACAUCACCUCCCUUUUCCUAUUGUGGAAUCGACUGCUUCGGCCCCUUCAUCGUAGAGGAAGGGAGAAAGGAUGUGAAAAGAUAUGGACUUUUGUUCACAUGCUUAUGCUCAAGAGCAGUGCACAUAGAAACACUGGACGAUCUCACAACCGAUGCCUUCAUGAACGCUCUUUGCAAAUUCGUCGCCAUCAGAGGACCUGUGCGCCAACUGAGGUGCGAUCAGGGGGCAAAUUUCAUGGGCGCGAGGAAAGUGUUUUCUGAACUGCUUAAAGGAUUGGACCAAGAACGUCAAAGUGCAAUCGGAUGUGAAUUCAUUAUGAAUGUACCAACAGCGAGCCAUAUGGGUGGAGUUUGGGAGCGCCAAAUCUGAACAAUAAGAAGUAUUUUAACAGUUAUGCUUGAUAAGUCAGCGAAUAGGCUUGAUAGCACACCUUUGAGAACGUUUCUUUACGAGACAAUGGCAAUCAUCAACAGUCGGCCUCUAAGUGUUGAACAUCUCCAAGACCCAACUGGCCCAGUACCCCUUACACCCAACCACAUUGUAACCAUGAAAUCAUCGAUUCUUCUUCCACCUCCAGGAAAGUUCUGCAAGGAAGACUUGUACCUCUGCAAGAGAUGGAAAAGAGUGCAGUUUCUAGCAGAUGAAUUUUGGCAAAGAUGGAAAUGAAAAUACUUGCUUAAUCUUCAACAAAGACAGAAAUGGCAAGGAACAUCAAGAAACUCGCAAGUAGGAGACAUUGACAGCUCACCAAGAAAUGAAUGGAAACUCGCCAAGGUCGUGGAAGCUUACUCAAGUUCAGAUGGCAUGGUGAGAAAGGUGAAGCUGCUCAUCGCUGAAAACAUACAUGACAAAGGAAAAACACACACAAGAUCAACCUUCUUAGAAAGACCCAUUCACAAGAUAGUCACCUUACUAGAGGCAGACUAAACCACAGAACACAGUCUCACAUUCCCAGUUUUUAUUUUUCUUUAUUCUGUAAGAAAAUCACAUUUCUGUUAAAUGAGUGAUUUUGGUGGAAGUGUAAAUGUUGUAAUUUAAGGUUUGAGUUUACAUAAUAAAUAAGUUCAUGUGGUAUUAAAUUUGAUGUUAUAAAUAAUAUUUCAUAGCUUGUAAUUUGAUUAAUUAUAUUAGUUAAAACAGUAAAGGGGUUCAACGUUCCACGUAGGAACUAAAGUUGCACGUUUGGUUCCGCCACGGACGGAGAAAGAGACAGCAUAAUCGGAAGACAGGUUCAUGAGCCGAUCUGGAUGCAUUUAAGUGACUUUCAUGGACUGCAAAGACUUUAAGGACACUCUCAUGACUGGCAGUGCAACGAGGUAUUGUUUGUAUUUGUUUGUGAAUGUCUGGACAGUGAUUGUUAUUGAGAAUUCUGUUUAAAGUGCUUCUAUUGUGCACAAUUGCAGUUCUCACGGCGUUAGCCUGGAGUUAGCUUGGCGUGAACCUGGCGUGUGAAGAUGAAAUCGCUCCAAAGACUGUCAUAAAUAAACAAACUACCUGCGUCUGUCAUGAAGAGAGUUACAGGGAGUGUGUAUUGUAACAGCAUGAUCAAUGUUAUUGACUUUCCCUGUUGGCGGUUUUAAUGUUGUUGGUGCUGUAUUUAUGCAUUAAUAUAAAAAUAACAAGCAGCCAUAAGUCCUUUAGCUCACUACUAUUACUACUGCAUCUGAUAACUUUUGAUAACAGCUUUUGAUGUAGUGCAUUAAUCUGCAGCAAUUUUGAUUACAUUUUUGGGUUACCUAAUAUUUUAUGACAGUGAAAUGAAUACCUUUUAGGCUUUGGACUGUUUGUGGGACAAAACAAACUGUUCCAACAUGCUAAAAUGGCUAUAGGAAAUUGCAAUGACUUUUUUCAAUUUUCUUUCCCCCGUUACUGCUUUCUGAUAUUUUAUGGAUACAAUGAGAGUAGUUGUUUGCAAUCCUAGCAGUGUUUGCUGAUUUCUACCUCAUGGAUGUUUGGACUCUAUAGGGCAGAGUGACGUAUGUGUAGAAUUUGACACUAGAAGGCAGUUUUCACAGUUGCUGAAUAGGUUCUCUGCUCACAGUAAGUCUGGUUUAAAGUGUGUAUGUACAGUUUCCAAGCCAGUUACAGUACAUUAUGCAGCUUGUAGGCUGAGAGAACCUGAUACCUGUAAUGCACAUCCGCUGAAAAUCAAGUAGGAGACAUUUUGUGUCCAACAGUUAAUACUGUAUGAUCUUCUCGUAUUAAAUAACAUUUUAUUUAUGACAGUAUUUUAUAAUGUACUACAAUGCACUAAUUUAAUACUAUUAUGUUUUAUAAGAGCUUUACUUUAAAAGACAUUUUUAAAAGCAGGGGUUUACAAAUUUCUGUAACAUACAAAUUAAAAGCAGGCUACCCAGAGAGCAACGUAACAACAACUUAAGUUAAUAAGUCAAAGCAAAAAGACUAGAGCCACAAACACUGGACAGAUUAAUGAGAUCAAUAGCUGCAGAUCAAAGCUGUGCAGCUAGAAAGUCUAGAAAAUGGACUUUAAAAAGUGAUUUAAAUGAAGUCAGGGUGUCUGGUUACCGAACAUGACUUCUCAAAUCACUGAAGUAACAGAACACGUAAGUUGCUAUAGUUUGAUAACUUAUCACACAUGGACAGAAUUUACAGUACUGAAAAAAUAAACUCUAUACUAUAGGUGAACCCUUUUCCCUUGAAUAAAUCACAGCAUCUCUUCACCUGGGUUAUGAACUGUGGUCAACAAACUAGCCAUAAUGUUAACUGUACCAGUAUCCGUCUCUAUACAAUAGAUAAUUAGUGACAAUAACUGUAAAAUAAGGAACAGCAGAUUAUCGGUAUACAAUUUCCUAAAUCUCAAACUGACAAAGUUUAUAUUUAGCCUCUAUACAACCACAGUAUAAUAGAAUUAGAUGAAUGACAUAUAGAAUAUAUCACUUGCAAUCUUACAUUUGUGAAUAGUUUGUGAAAUAUCAGUUUCAGUAUCAUGUGUAAUAAAAUUUUCAUGUGCAAUAUUUUGAUUACUUCUGCAAUAUUUAUGGAACAUUGUCAAAUUCACAUGCAAUGUUUUAUUAUCAUGUGAUAUAACUUCUUACUGCAUUACUUUCUACUUACCAAUUUUAGCUCACUUAUUUCAUUUUCAGAAAUGGACCGUGCUUAUAUCGUAUUGCUUUUUAGCCAGGCACCGCAUUAUUAUUAUUUUUUUUUUAGUUAAGUCAUUUGGUUUUUUUCUGAGUAAUAUCUGGCACAAGAAUUUUGACAUUUAUACAAUUUCAAUUAGCAGACACUUUUAUACGAAGUGACGCACAUCUGAGAGUAGAUACAACACAAGCAAGGAUCUAGUCAGGAGAAAACAACCUGGAUAAGUGCCAUAAAAGAAGUUCAAGUGUGACAAAACAAGAAUUUACUAAUAAUGAAUGAUAAUGAUAAUAAUAAACCUUUUAGUACAGUUUAUUUUAAUUACAGAAAUCUAGCUAUGUCUUUUAAUGUUUUGAUAUGCCACUCAAAAAGAUUUUUAGUGGCCUCAUUUUGCCAACACUAAUGAAUGAAUGAAUAAUUGCCACUGAUGAUGUUUUCUUAUUAAAACCUUUAAAAAGCACAUCUGCUGCAGUUUUAACAGAUCGGAGGUGACAAAUGACUUUUGGUUUGUUCCGGUAAGGAGAGAGUCCCACUAGAACAUACAUGGAAAAUUAUUUUAGGUGAUAAAUAAUAAUUCAGUAAAUACAAAUGUAAUAAAAUUUAAAAUAAAUGGUGUAUUGUAAAAAUCAACAGCAUAAAGCAGAGAGGAAUACUAUCAAAAUUUGAUUUUCUUUUCCGCGACUGAACGAGUGAUCCGCAAUGGAUUUUUUUUUGUUUAAAGCUAAAUUUAAUUUAGACUGCUCAUAUAAACAGCAUUUUAUGGUAAUCAAAGCUAUUCCAGUGGCUUUGAUAAAUUUGAUCAAAGGAAUAUCACAGUAUUCAUCUGUAACUCCUGAUUCUAAUACGCUGUUUAUUGACAGCCAUACAUUUUUAGACAUUAAAUGUAAUAACAUUUUGAGAUUAUUAGAAACAAAAGAAUGUUUUCCUCUUUCCGAUAAAAGAAAAGUUUAUCUCCAACAUUUUCAAAGACUGACACUUUGAAAGUUAGAACCAGAUAUUUGUCAUUUCCUUUAUUACCUAAAUGAAAGAAGUUCAUUUCAAAACAAUUUAUGAUGUUUAUCCAUGUAGAGAAUUUUUAAGAAUGAGAUUUUAUCUGGAUAAUAGCACAUGCACGUCAAGAAGAAACUGAAACUGAAGAACAUCUUUUCUACACCUGUACUAUUGUGAGGAGGUUUUGGUACAGAAUGCAUGAAUGGUUGCUAACAAAGAAUGUUAUACCUGUCUUUGAAUACAAUUCUAUUAAGUUUGCAAAACAAAGAUUUGGAAUUUAUGUGUAAUAAUAUAACAGUAAUUGGUAAAUUUUAUAUACACAAAUGUUGAUUUUUUUAAGGUUGCUUCUAAUUUUAUUGGUUUUAAAAAUUAUUUGAAACUUUUCUUUUACUCCUUAGGAAAAUUGGAAAAUAGAAGUGCCUUAAGACUAAGAUUCUCAAUUUAUAUAUUGAUUAGCUCAUGUGAAGUUAAUUUAUUUUAAAUUAUCUUAUUUUAUAAAUUAAUUUUAUUCCUUUCCUUUCUUGUUCUUGCUGCUUGGAUUAGUUGAAUUGUAUGACACAAUUGGUGCCUAUUUGUUGUAUAUUUGUGAUUAAGCAAUACUUUAAAAAAAAAAAAAGAUUGUUUUUGUCGUCUUCCGGCGCAGGAGUGUGACGUAUGCGGCGCAAAUAUACAAGGGAGGUGUUUAUAAUAAGUUGAGACGCUUCGGCUGCACAAUUUGUCACAAAAGAGACGAUGCACAACUGGCAGGAGAACGAAAUCAAAGAACUUCUGAUCAUCCGGGCCUCGGAGGCGGUCCGCAACCAGAUCACCGGCACCGUGAAGGACUCGGCAGUUUACAACCGGAUGACCAAACUGCUUGCGGAGAAAGGGGUGUUCAGGUCACACAUGCAGGUGAUCAGCAAGCUCAAGGCGCUCAGGAAGCAGUACAGCAAGUAUCACCAGCAGAAGACCCGCUGCGGGGGGGACCGCGUCGACUGGCCCUUCUACGAGCUGUGUCACCAGGCGUUCGCCAACGCCCCCGUGGGGAACCCGGUGAGGCGUCACCGGAGCCCCACGUCGUCUCCUCCUCCUCCUCCUCCUCCUCCGCCGCAGCCCCCAAACGCCGCCACGACGCUGCCGCUUGCAUCCUCCCCUUCACCUCCGACGCCUCUCCCCCCGCCCGCUCCGCCGCCGCCCCCCACCGCCAGCAGCGAGGAGCACCCAGAGGUGGUGGUGAGUCUCUGGGACGAGGUGGACGUCCGGGACAUCAACAAGCACCUGGGUCCGGUGGAGGCGGAGGACGAGGAGGAGCCGUACAGCCCGGCGGAGCAGCUCCACACCAUGAACACUAAUAACGUGGCUUUCAAACCUGAAAGUGGGCUGUGGAGUUCAGAGGUUACAGUGUGUCGAAGCACAAUAAAGACCUAUGUCUGUGUCCUGUUGGUGAUGGAGUCUGUCUGGGUUUCCAGCGUACACGGUUCCAACAAAGAAAAAGAAAACCACCGUGAUGGAGCAAGUUUCUACUCUGGUGUCGGCGACCAUCGCCCAGCUCAGAGAAAUGGACGCCGCCAUGCAGGUGCAGGAGGAUGCCCGGCUGCAGAGGUUAAUGGACCACGAGAGGGAAAUGCAGAACAAUCUAAUGAGUCAGCUCAUCGCUAUGCACGAACGGAUCAGUCGAGAAAACCACGAGAGACACCUGGAACUGGUGGACAGACUAUUGUCCAGGUUCCCUUCACAGUCGGGACCUUCAGACCACUGAUGGACUCUUCCUGAGUGGGUGAUGAAGUUUGGAGUGCUUUAGACUCUCCUCCACCAGCUGACUAGUGCCUAAGCCCCUUUUGUUUUUACUGUGUUUCUCAACGUGAGGAAAAUAACUGACUCUUGCCUUUUAACCUCAACUCUGCUCAACUGUAGCUGCGACCGAUUCAGGAUGGAAACCAGCUCACGGUCACACUGCAGCUGUUCUGCUCGGGUUUUCUGCUUGUUUCAUUUUAUUUUCACCUGUUUAGCGAUUAAACCCCUAAAACUUCAUCUCUGCUGAUGAAAAUAACAUGUUAAGAUCUUCUCUUUUUUUCCCACUGAAAACACUGUAAAACUAUUCUAAACUACCUAUGAUGGAGUAAUUUAGCCACAAAUCAGAAAUGGAUUUUGAAGAUUAAUAAUUACGCAGAAAGCACCACUUUGGAAAUUGCCAGAAUUUGUGUAUUAGGUUUGUUAUGUAUGAAGCUCUGGAAGUCUGUUUUUUUUUUUUUUUUUUUUUUUAAAGCAUGCCA
Molecule: messenger RNA, 7445 nt
Organism: Amphiprion ocellaris (clown anemonefish)
Lineage: Eukaryota; Metazoa; Chordata; Actinopteri; Pomacentridae
Product: formin-1-like
Exons: 3
Coding region: 5926-6945 (339 amino acids)
Source: RefSeq, a predicted model, not a curated record